Molecule: messenger RNA, 2049 nt
Organism: Parascedosporium putredinis
Lineage: Eukaryota; Fungi; Ascomycota; Sordariomycetes; Microascales; Microascaceae
Source: the annotation of a GenBank genome assembly
AUGAGCCCGACCGUCCCCCACUCGGCGACAUUCAUGUCGUCAGACUCUUCCAUGGCGGAAAAACCGCAAGACGCCAAAGUGGUGGAGGUUUCCAGUUCGAAGCGCUUCUCGGACGAGGCCAAAGAACCGAGGGUGGCAGUCCUGAGGAAGAAGUCUGGCUUCUCGGGCUUUGUCAGUGGCCUCGUCGGAUCGCCCAAGAAGCCCGUCAUCUCCGCACCCGAGAACCCCGUCCAUGUCACCCACGUGGAUUAUGAUAGCAAUACCGGCCAGUUCACCGGUCUACCAAAAGCGUGGCAAAGAUUAAUCAACGAGAGCGGAAUUUCCGAAAAGGAGAGGCAGGCAAACCCUCAGACUAUGGUAAACAUUCUCCAGUUUUACAAGGAAACCACAGAAAAGCCAAAGGAGGACCAAGUACUUGAGAAGUUCCACUAUGUUGCCGCAUCACCAGAAAUGCGCCAGUACAAUGGCGGGGCUCCUGGUGGCCAUGCGUUAUCCCCAUCACACUUCCCGCAACAAACUUACCUGGGCAUGUCCCCUAUGCUUAGCCCUCCCGCGAGCCCCAGAUUUCCCACAGUCAAUCAUGAAGGAAGUUUUGAAAAUCCGCGGGCGCCCCCUCCUGUGCCGAUGAAGGGCGCCGGCCCCGUGCCUCCGGCCAAAGACCCGAAUCUUGUCCCUACCCGGCCAGCACCAAAGCCGCCGAGCACCCUACAGCCGAGGGCCACGGGCCAGUCGCAAUACGCAACAAAGGAUUCCGGAAUCGGAAUGUCGCAGACGGGCGAUGUUCUCUCUCCGGUAUCCUACGUCCCACCGAAGGAGAAUGUGCCCAUGCUCCCAGAGGAGCAUCGCUCUCGGUCGAACUCGCGUGUCAACGGCACUUCACCCUAUGCACCUCAGGGCCCCGGUCCACAACAGGCCCAGGUACAAAACCCUCAAGCUGCGACUUACCAACAGCAGCUCCUUCAGCAGCAGCAUGAACAAGCCUUGGCUCAGGCCCAGGCUAUAUCAGCCGGGCAAAUCGGACGCGCGCCCAGUAAACGCCAACCCGCUCCUCAGCAGCCUACCCCUCCCACGUCACAGCACCAGACCCAGCGGAGCCCAGCCCCCGCGGCGCGUCCUCGGCAACGCCCUAAGCAGAGCAGUGGAAUCGACGUUAUCGCGGCGCUCAAGCGCAUUUGCUCAGACGAUGAUCCCCGGGAUAUCUACAGGGGAUUCAAUAAGAUUGGACAGGGCGCAUCCGGCGGGGUCUACACCGGUCACGAGAGGGGGACCAAUCGACUUGUUGCAAUCAAGCAGAUGAAUCUAGAGCAACAACCGAAGAAGGACCUUAUCAUCAAUGAAAUUCUGGUUAUGAAGGAUAGCUCUCAUCCCAACAUUGUCAACUUCAUCAACAGCUACCUUUGCGGCGGUGAGCUCUGGGUCGUCAUGGAAUUCAUGGAAGGUGGCAGCCUGACAGAUGUUGUAACGUUCAACAUCAUGACAGAAGGCAUGAUUGCCUCCGUCUGCCGCGAGACACUCAAGGGACUCCUACACUUGCACUCGAAGGGCGUCAUUCACCGAGAUAUCAAGUCGGACAAUAUUCUUCUUUCCAUGGAAGGAAAUAUCAAGCUGACUGAUUUCGGAUUUUGUGCCACUAUCAACGAUGGGCAAAACAAGCGGACGACGAUGGUCGGCACACCCUAUUGGAUGGCGCCCGAGGUGGUGACGCGAAAGGAAUACGGGCCAAAGGUUGACAUCUGGUCGCUUGGUAUCAUGGCCAUCGAAAUGAUUGAGGGCGAACCGCCGUAUCUUACAGAAUCGCCCCUCCGCGCACUGUGGCUUAUCGCUACUAACGGAACACCACAAAUUAAGGACGAGCAAAACCUGACAGAAGUGUUCAGGGACUUCCUCUACUGGGCUCUCAAAGUUGAUCCCGAAAGGCGUGCCAGCGCUAAUGAUCUGUUAAGGCAUGACUUUAUGAAGCAAUGCGUUGAUUUGAAGCACCUUGCACCUCUUGUUAAAGCGGCUCGUGAGGCGCGCGCGCAAGAGAAGGCUAGGAAAGGUGGACAGUAG